GCGUCAAUGUCAACCACCUGUCAAUCUAACAAGUCAUUGUAUUUUUUUCCAAAAAAAAGGAAGGACAUCAUGAGUGCUGGAGUUUUCCAUAUGCUGUGACGAGCGUGCGCGUGUGUGCUAAGGUCCCAAGGUUCCAAGUGGUUGUUGGUUUUAAGUGCUUGCGAUGGGGAGCCACAACAGUCAUGAGAAGGCGGCCAGCGAGCCAGCUGGGCCGGGCAGCGGGACCAGCACUCCCAGGCGAGGGUCAGCCAGGAGUGGGUCAGUAGCUGGCGUCACGGCGGCGGAGCCUCAGCAGACCUCGCUCGUACCCAUAGAAAAACUCGGCAAGUUGCUGGCGCAAAGAUCACAAAAGGAAGAUGGCGUCAAUGGAGUCACAGAGAAUUCGUUCACAAAGUACGUGUUCCCCGCGUACCCGGAGCUGGCGCGGCACUUCUUCAGCCACAUCCACCAGGGAGGCAAGUGCAAGAACAAGCACAUGUCUGUCAGCGCGUUCAGACAGCAGUGCGAGAAGGUGCUAGCACUGUUGGACGAUGCGGCCAUCAUUGAGACUUACGUCAGAAUGUUCAGCGGCGGCUCAGAAGAGGGCGUCUCUAGGGAACAACUGCGGGGCCUCCUGCACGCCAGCUACCAGCUCAGCAUGGACCACUCGCCGGACGGGCCGCAGACCUGCCUUAUGAUCAACAAGACGCUCUCAGCCGUAGUGGACGCGUGCUUCAACAAGAAGGACUCUCAUAGUGUCAACUUCGUGGUCCGCUGGUUGGAUGAGCAUACGCAUCGCAUUAUCUUUCCUUUACAUAGAUACUGCGUCCACAUGCUAUCCACCCGCCACCGCGAUAUCUCCACUCACCUAGAGUCGUCCAGCUCGGGGGUCGAACUGGCGACCCCAGUCCUCGAGCGAGGGGCGUGGGGCGCGGGGGCGGGGGGCGCACUCUGCCCGUCAGCCAGUUGGCUGCUGGCCGCCGCGUUGCCGCCCCUAUAUAGCCGCCCCCAUAAGGCGCCUGAUCCACAAGCGGCGGGCAGCUUCUCGACGGCGUGGCUGGCGCGGCUCGUCUGCGCGGUGCCCUCGCACUGGGUGCCGCUCUACUCCUCGCAUGAACACGGACUAGGAGCUAAUAGGUUCCUGCAUCAUACUACUGGAUAUAGAGGAGCAACAGUGGUGCUGCUGCAAGCGGGCCCGCUGGUGGCGGUGCUGGCGGCGCCCAGCGAGUGGCGCGAGACGCACCAGUACUGGGGCAGCCCCGACUGUGUCCUGCUGCAGCUGUACCCCACAUUCUCCAUAAUAGAGCGUGGCGGCAAGAUGCUGUACCUGAACACGUCUAUCCGCGGGUACCCGAAGGGGCUGCGCGCCGGCAGCGACCCGCGGGCCCCCAAACUGUGUGUGAAUGAGGACUUCGAUCAGCUGACGUAUCUGAAUACGCCGUAUCCGCUUGAUGCUAUUGAGGUGUGGGGUUGUGGCGACCAUUCCUCCCGGGAAACGCAGUUGGAGAUAAAGAAAUGGCAGGUCAAGGAGGCAGAGCGACAACGACACAUAAAAAUAUCUGCAGCUGAUUGGAUAGAACACCCUGACAGAUACCUAUUAGAGAUGGCGGGCCGGCCUCAGUACAAUAACUCGGCGAAGUAAUACAUUGCCGCACCACUACGAACGCGCUCUGGGAACCCUACGCCAAAACCCGCAAUGGUUAGACUACAUGGCUAUAUUAGGUGCACAAAAGCAGCCUCUUAGAGUGACGUAUCACGCACGAUGCUAAUCUGACUGGCCAAUCCUUUCACAUCGGUGGCCCUAUUGUAUGUAGCUCCGACACGAUAAGAGAAUAAUGGCUUUACUAUAAUAUAUAGUCCUUAAAACAUAGGAUGAGUUAUCUGACACCCGUCAUUGCGAAGAUCCAUGAAGGUUCAUAAUUAUCUGUAUUCGUUCUAGAAGUUUUAUACUAAUUUGCGUUUAUUUGCGCGUAAAAAGUAAAUGCAUUUUGUCUUAAGUAGAGCUCAUUUCACUUUGGACUACAACCUUGUGAUGCAUCAGAAAGUAAUUUGCUAGCAUUUAAAAUUGAAAGCUACGGUGCUGCCACCUAUAAUUAGCAUUCUAUGGUUAAAUUGGCACAAAGUUUUUGUAAGUAAAUAAAGUAUUUGGCUGUCAGAUUUUCAUUGGAUAGAUUGUAAUAACAGUUUUAUGUAUUAUUUUUACUGGAUUGUCAACUGUUUCACAUGACAAAUGAGCUUUGUAUGGCUUUUUUUAAUAAAUGUCCUGAGUGCGAGGUUUUGUCUCCCGA
Messenger RNA from Plutella xylostella (diamondback moth), 2267 nucleotides. RefSeq lists its product as uncharacterized. Lineage: Eukaryota; Metazoa; Arthropoda; Insecta; Lepidoptera; Plutellidae. The record is from RefSeq and is a predicted model, not a curated record.